Messenger RNA from Pseudomyrmex gracilis, 1334 nucleotides. RefSeq lists its product as uncharacterized. The coding region runs from base 254 to 1219 and encodes 321 amino acids. The record is from RefSeq and is a predicted model, not a curated record. Lineage: Eukaryota; Metazoa; Arthropoda; Insecta; Hymenoptera; Formicidae. The transcript has 4 exons.
ACAUAUACAUAUAUUAUACGCAUAUGUAUUUAAGAUACACAUGCUGUUGUCAAAGCGAAAAUUGUGAACGCAAAGAUCAAAUAAUUUAUCUCUGUAUACAAUCCGCAUUUAUCAUGAGCGGAAAUGAUAUAAAACAAACUCUCAGGAAACUAGAUUUCCCUUACUGCGCCAGGGAAGCUUUGUGUAGAAUCGGUAUGAAUACAGGUUACCUCAAAUACUGUGCUGCAGACCUGGCAAGCAGGUAGAUUUACAAAUGGACCUGAUAUCGGAAUUUAUAUUUGGGGAGAUAGAAAGGCGAAAGAAACGUAACAUGACUACAGCAAUACAGGAGCUGCAAUUGAUAGAGAUUAUGAGUGACUUUUUUCAAAGUCCAGGUGGUGUUCCUGCAGUUCGCAAUGCACUCUUUUUGUCACUCUUUCCAGCAGAUAGUUCAAAACAUAAGAUUUUAGGUAAUUUGGUAUCUCUAGCAAUAGUUACACAAAACAAAGCAGUCCUGAACGCAGCUGGCAUCUGGAUGCAGCAAUUGAGUUCUAUCUCGUUGCAAAGUAUUGGAUUGGCAAGGCAUGUACUCAAUGAUUAUUUUGUUCUUACUCCACAAUCCAUUGACAAACUGAAGCAGGUGUCUAUAUUUGCACCACAUUUUACUGCCAACUUACUAACGGCAAUAGGUGAAGUUUAUGAAGAUAAAGAUCCCCCUACUAAACUGCUUAGAUUGAUAGGUGAAUGGAUCGAUGAGAAUCCAAGUUUACUACUGAGUCCUUUGACAGACAAUCCAGCAUUACCUAGCGGUGGCAUCCCAAUGACACCGAUAACACCAAUAGCCGGUUUGUUUAGAUGGUGUAUAUUAAGUCCUCUGCGUGAUACAGAGAACACAGAGAAUUACGAAGAAUUACGAAAAUUUUAUUCAAAAGUUCAGCAGUUGCUCAUGGAUUCUGUAUUAUGUUUAAGUAACAGCAGUACUAACAAACAUGCAAUAUCAGCACAGCAUUUAGCUUCUAUUACUCGGUUAUUAACAACAAACCUACAAAAUCGUCCAAAUAUAGAUACAGCAUCGCGCGACUUGGCGCUGGAGCGAUUUGCACAAGCCAUCAAUGCAGCCAUGUCUACAAACUGUAUUUAUGGAAAUAAACAGGAAUUGCUGCUGCUCUUACAACCAUUGUCAUAUCAACACUUUUUGAUAGAAUGGACUUUACAAACAUACGGAACAAAAGCAGCUUAAGAAGAUGCUUUAUGUGACAAUAGUCUAUUAAUUAUCUUGGAUAAUAAACAUUUGUACAUAAAAACUGUUAUCAUGCAAAAUGUAAAUGUGUAUAAAUAUUUGUUUUUAUAAUUGA